GAUAUCAUCUGUGCAGUGCCACUGCAGUCUGUGGGUUAACGGUGACGAUAUAAGGACGUAUCGUUCGUUAUUUUACUGUUAAAACUUAAAUUUAAACUGACUGAAUUUUUGAAAUUUUCAGUUACUUAACGUUUUUUCAUUUGUUGAAGAUAAAUUUUCUUGCCCAUGAUAUUUGAUGCCUUAUGCCUAUAUAUUUGUUCCUGAAUAACCGAGUUGCUUAUAGAAAUGGGUUCUUCUGAAUCUUUUUCCUCAGAAGUGUUCAAAUUGCCUGAUUGUUGGAAAGAUGAUGUUCGCAUGACAGCUCUUUUUGCAUUACCCAGAAAUGAAUCUCUCAAUCCACAUGAUUGGGUUGGGAAGUAUAAGUUUUGGAAAGAGCUCAUCCUGGAGUGGGCCACAUUUAAUCAUAAAAUAAUGUUUGAUGUUGAAGAUUUAAAGAAAGUGUUCUGUCGGAAUGGAAAAUAUCCAGCCUCACUAAAUAGGGUUCUGGAUGAAAUGAAGAAAAAUGGUGAUGUUGCUGCUAAGGAUCAAUAUUGCUAUCAAGCAGACCAGUCUUCAUCAUCAUGGGCAAAAUGGGGUGUUAGUCUUGUUACAUCAUCUGUUGCAUGGUCUUGGAAAAAAGUGAUGAAUUCCCUUCCAGAUACUACUGAAACUCUUCAAACUUUUGUAGUUCCAAGUGUAUUGAAGGAGAGGUGUGAACAGAUUCUUCAACUGCCAAUAGCUUCCACAGAAGAAAUAAUGGAAUUAGAAGAACUGACAGAUGAGCACUCUGAAAUAUUCAAUGAUGAUGAAGAGACCCAGCUGAUCUUGAACCACCUCCAGCAGAUUGGAAAGGUGGCUAUUGAGUCAUCCUCGGAUCAAACAAUGAUCAAAUUUAUCGUGCCAACGGUAAAGGCCAAGCAGUCACAACUAAAUAAUUCUGGAUGGAGCAUCUCUCCUGCAAAACAAAAAGAAAAGGCUAUUGAAAUCACUGAAGUCGAUCGCAGUUUGGCCACCCUUAAACGAACUGAAAAAUUGCUCAAUGACGAAAUUGAUAAUAUGGAAAGUGAAAUGAAGUCACUGGAACAGACGGCGCGUACACGACUGAAAGAAGGUUCUCGUGGAGCUGCCAAAGCUGCUUUGUAUCGACGCAAACAAUUGCAGGCUGUCUAUGACAAGCGAAAUCAAGCCUUAUCUAAUAUCCAGACUAUGAAACUUCAGCUGGCUCAAGCUAAAACAGAUUCAAAGGUUAUGGAAGCCUACAAAAUCGGCCUUUCUGCAUUGAAGAAUUCAUUUGGCGAUCCCUCGAUGAACGAGGAAAAGAUUCAAGACACUCUAUUCGAACUGGAGACCGUGUUGGAGCAACAACGUGAUAUUGAGAAUAUCAUGUCACAGAGUAUAGUCCAAGAAGAAGGUGAAUCCGACCUGGAAGAAGAACUGAAAAAUAUCUUGGCCGAAAGUGAAGAAGCACAGGCUGAACAAGAAGAAGAACAGGAACUCGUCUUACCUGCCGUCCCCACAGAAAGUCCAACUAAAAAAGAAGAACUCUCUGCGCGACUUGAACGACUCCGCUCCCCUUAAUUCUUGAAGUUGAAAUUUUCUGUAUAUGUUUUUUUUUUUAAUACCGAUUUUUCUCAAUACAUGGGUUUGAUAUA
This is a messenger RNA of Daphnia pulicaria, 1631 nucleotides long. Its product is annotated as charged multivesicular body protein 7-like. Gene Ontology annotation, cellular component: multivesicular body; ESCRT III complex. NCBI's taxonomy places the organism in Eukaryota, Metazoa, Arthropoda, Branchiopoda, Diplostraca, Daphniidae. Gene Ontology annotation, biological process: late endosome to vacuole transport via multivesicular body sorting pathway; vesicle budding from membrane. The transcript has 5 exons. The record is from RefSeq and is a predicted model, not a curated record. The coding region runs from base 226 to 1557 and encodes 443 amino acids.